Messenger RNA from Pocillopora damicornis (cauliflower coral), 1006 nucleotides. RefSeq lists its product as uncharacterized. The record is from RefSeq and is a predicted model, not a curated record. Gene Ontology annotation, molecular function: oxidoreductase activity. Lineage: Eukaryota; Metazoa; Cnidaria; Anthozoa; Scleractinia; Pocilloporidae.
UUUGUGAACAAAUGCUUCUCCCAAGAUGAAAUCGGAUCCAAUUUCCCUCUCUGGUUUUGAAGCGAAAAAGAUGUUAACAUCAAAAUCUGUUUUCAUGAGGAAUCCCGUACACCAUGGAACACGAUCCAUUUUGUGUGCGCUCAAGCUAACAAUGUCCUUUUCCUCGAAGCCUCAAGUUGCAGAAAAUCAGUCGUUCUUCACACCUUUACCUCCCAAGGAUUUAGCGCUGCAAUUUAAACAUCAAAUUGCUGGCAGGAAAUACCUGCCUGGAUCUGGUGGAAAGGGCCUCCCGAAAUUCCUUUCAUCCGCAAGAGAAGGAUUUCCAUUUGCUUUGCGCGCCGAAUCUAUUGAUCACCUGACCCCUGAUAAAUGGGGUCAGCUUUGCCGGGAACAGCUCGAUAGAGUUCUUCCAAAAUACAACGCUGUCUUAUUUCGCAAUUUGCCCCUUUUUGAAGCCGGAGAUUUCGCCAAGUUUGCGGACAACCUCGGCUACAAACCAACGAAUUACGAAGGUGGUACCGGAAACAGAUACCUAGCAGAAGGUGAAACGGAAGUGUAUUUAUCCACCAGUGAUCCCCCAGAUUUUAACAUCGAGCUUCAUAAUGAGAUGGCUUGUUCACCAGUUCAUCCCAAGAAGGUCAUUUUCUUUUGUCUCACUGAGCCCAACGAAGAAUGGGGAGGUGUAACUCCGCUGGUCAGAAAUAAUGAGGUCUACGAUCAGCUUGAUCCGGAAGUGAUAAAGAUACUGGAAGAAAGACAAAUACGCUACACUCGAUACCUACCUGACGAGAAACAUCAUCCUUAUGCCUCUUGGCAACAGUCGUUUAUGACCAAAGACCCAAAGAAGGUGGAGGAAUACUUGAAAAGAGAAAAGUUCAAUUACGAGUGGGAGGAAAGCACUGGAAAUCUGUAUUACUGGUAUGUACUCCCACCACUGGCGACUCAUCCAGUUACAGGCCGCAAAAUUUGGUUCACACAACCAAACGUUCAUCACAACACGUACUAC